UCACACCUUCAGGGAGUAGACAGCAGACACCUGUCGCGCAGGGAAGUACUCCCGGGGAGGACAGAGGAGGAGGAUAGGGAAGGCUGAAGCUCCCGGGUCCUCCUCCAGCGGUGGCUUCGCUCACUGAUGUCCUCCUUUGCUGCUAUUUCGUGUCUCACCAAGACUGAGAGUAGUUCAGCAUGCUCUCCCAAACAAAAUCUCUUCCUUUCCCAACACACAUACAUACACUCAAACACACGCUCAAACCUUUGCUAAAAACUCUACCUUGGAUGAUUCUGGGCUUGUUCCUCCCUUUCCUCCACCCUCUGACUACUUCAUACCACCUAUUUAAAUUCUUCGUAAUGAUGUUUUCCAUGCCCUCGCUGGCCUAAACCCUCGGAAGGCUUAUGGACCUGAUGGGGUCCCUCCUAUUGUUCUCCGAAACUGUGCCUCCGUGCUUGUACCUUGCCUAGUCAAACUCUUUCAGCUCUGUCUGUCAACAUCUAUCUUUCCUUCUUGCUGGAAGUUUGCCUACAUUCAACCUGUUCCUAAAAAGGGUGACCGUUCUAAUCCCUCAAACUACCGUCCUGUUGCUUUAAUUUCCUGCCUAUCUAAAGUUUUUUAAUCUAUCCUCAACAGGAAGAUUCUUAAACAUCUAUCACUUCACAACCUUCUAUCUGAUCGCCAGUAUGGGUUUCGUCAAGGCCGCUCUACUGGUGAUCUUCUGGCUUUCCUUACUGAGUCUUGGUCAUCCUCUUUUAGAGAUUUUGGUGAAACUUUUGCUGUUGCCUUGGAUAUAUCAAAAGCUUUUGAUAGAGUCUGGCACAAAGCUUUGAUUUCCAAACUACCCUCCUACGGUUUCUCUCCUUCUCUCUGUAACUUCAUCUCAAGUUUCCUUUCUGACUGUUCUAUUGCUGCUGUGGUAGACGGUCACUGUUCUUCUCCUAAAUCUAUUAACAGUGGUGUUCCUCAGGGUUCUGUCCUGUCACCCACUCUCUUCUUCUUAUUCAUUAGUGAUCUUCUAAACCAAAUUUCUUGUCCUAUCCACUCUUACGCUGAUGAUACCACCCUGCACUUUUCCACGUCUUUUCAUAGACGUCCAACCCUUUAGGAGGUAAACAUUUCACGCAGGGAAGCCACAGAACGCUUGACUUCUGAUCUUUCUAAAAUUUCUGAUUGGGGCAGAGCAAACUUGGUAUUGUUCAAUGCCUCAAAAACUCAAUUCCUCCAUCUAUCAACUCGACACAACCUUCCAGACAACUAUCCCCUCUUCUUCAGUGACACUCAACUGUCCCCCUCUUCUACACUGAACAUCCUUGGUCUGUCCUUUACUUAUAAUCUGAACUGGAAACUUCACAUCUCAUCUCUAGCUAAAACAGCUUCUAUGAAGUUAGGCGUUCUGAGACGUCUCCGCCAGUUUUUCUCACCCCCCAGCUGCUAACUCUGUACAAGGGCCAUAUCCGUCCAUGUAUCGAGUAUGCUUCACAUGUCUGGGGGGUUCCACUCAUACUGCUCUUUUAGACAGGGUGGAAUCAAAAGCUUUUCCUCUCAUCAACUCCUCUCCUCUAACUGAGUGUCUUCAGCCUCUCUCUCACCGCCGCAAUGUUGCAUCUCUAGCUGUCUUCUGCCGCUAUUUUCAUGCUAACUGCUCUUCUGAUCUUGCUAACUGCAUGCCUCCCCUCCUCCAGCGGCCUCGUUGCACAAGACUUUCUUCUUUCUCUCACCCCUAUUCUGUCCACCUCUCUAACGCAAGAGUUAACCAGUACUUUCAAUCAUUCAUCCCUUUCUCUGGUAAACUCUGGAACUCCCUGCCUGCCUCUGUAUUUCCACCCUCCUGUGACUUGAAUUCCUUCAAGAGGGAGGUUUCAAGACUUAUUCAUCAAUUUUUGAACACUGCUUUGACACUUUUAUGGGACUGGCAUUUCAGUGGGCAUCUUUUUUUAUUGGAUUUUUGUUGCCCUUUGCCAGUGUCCUUCCUACAUAAAACACACACACACACACACACACACACACACACACACACACACACACACACACACUUUCCUUGGGUCAUGCCAUGUUUUCUGCUACGUACUAGCCCCAAAUCUUGCUCUUUUAAUCACAAGCUCUUAUUGCUACACUCCUGACUACCUGAUGCAACUUAAGUACAUUUCAUUAUUGCUUCGCAUUUUAAGGAGUCACUAGCGUAAUCUUUCAAACAGUUUCUGAAUCUAACUUGUUGUUUCUCUAUCGUGCAGUUUGGAAGGGAAGAAUAGUUGUGGUGUUUUGGUGCUUCUGACGCUGUGUUUCUCGUGAUAUAUCCCUCUGUUUUUGUCCUCAGAAGCUUAAAUCCUGUUCAAGACUCUAUUGUUUUCAGCCCGUUAACCUUGCAAUGUCACUCAUAUUUAAGACUCGCUUGCUUUCUUGAUUAUGUUUGAUGGUGUUCUCUCUUUUCACCGGACAGGAGACGGAGAUAUGGAAGGGCGGACAUGUGGAUUGACAGACAAGCUUGGACAGGAGUAGCAAGUGUGACGGAGACGAGCAGCAGUUUCAUCUUUAUGGCGGCGACACACACACACACACACACACACACACACUGUCUGUAAAUGCUGUGCUCUCUGGCUCAGUAGUGAAGACUUGUAUAUAAUUGUUAUCCCAGAGAGAGAGAGAGAGAGAGAGAGAGAGAGAGAGAGAGAUUACUUUCUUACAUUUAUACAAUAGCUGUAAGUAUAUGGUCUAAUCUUCUUGUUUCCCCCAUCCAAUCUUUCCUCGCCGCCACCGUGUUCUCUCCUCGCUCGCCCUGCAGAUCCCACCUCCACUGCCACGCCGGCGCCGCCCACCAUGCCUCCCACCGAUGUGUUCACCCAGCGCUAUGUCAACACCACCACCAAGCACUACGGGGACCUCCAGGACCUGAUGACUGCCUACAACAUCACGGACAACAGGCAGAUCGUAGCGGGGCCCCUGGGCUUUGGGAACGCCGUGCAACUCGACAAGAGCCGCAAGCAGUGCCUCAUCAUACAGGACACAGAGGACACCAAGGACAACACCUACGACCCGUCACUCGCCACAGAAGGGUUCAGCCUCAGUCUGUGGAUCAAGUCAGAGUACACAGAGCAGGAAUUCUUUGACGCAAAAUUCUAUGACAAAUAUCUCAAGGAGUGCUUCGUGUCAACAGGAGGAGACACGAUGGGGCACAAGGGGGUCACUAUCUACCAGCAGGGGAUCUUCCUCAUAGCAGAGGUGAGCACGGGGUCCCAGUACUGGCAGGUAAUGGUGCCCGGCGCGGUGCCCCAUGACAAGUGGACCAAUGUUGGCGUGAGAUGGGCUGCCACGGUAGGACUUGAGCUGGCAGUGAACAGUGAUAUCAAGUCGAUGAUGAAGCAUCCAAAGACCACCACAGCCUCCACCGACACGCCCGUGCUGGAGACAACCAUAGGCUGCUGCAGGAACCACGACUCAGAGACUCAGUCUCUGUUCCUGUACGAUGGGUUCUCAGACGUGGAGGUGGACGAGUACAGCUUGUGGGACCGCUAUCUGGGAGGCAAUGACACAAUCUACUUCCUGGGAGGCUAUGUUGGGGAGCCUGCAUACUUCACGCCAGACAUCUUCAAGAGUCUACUGCAAAGCACAGACCUGGAGAAGCCUGAGCAGCGAGCGAUGGCUGUGGAGGUGCUCAAGGGGUACAUGACGCAUAUUGAGGCUCAGGAGAAGGGUGACGAGGACUAUGAGGAGUAUGCAGAAGGUGAAGAGGAGGAGGCUGUGGACGCCCAGAACCCAAACACCACUGCAGCAGACGGAGCAGCAGCUGCGUCGAAGAGCCAGCAGUUUCAGGACCUGGUGUCGAUCACUAUGCAGCUAAGUCAGAAUAGCGGCCUGGAGGAUGUGCAGACGGCGGAGGACACGCGACGGUCCCUGGAUAUUCUGUUCAUGGCGGGCAAGUUGCUGAAACCGAAGCACAGGAAGGACUGGAAGAAGCUGGCCGAGCAGGAGGACGGGAUCUCUGCCAUGGAGUUCGCGAGUCACCUGGAAAAGUUCAUCCUUAACAGUGGUCUUGCCCACGCCCGCAGCGAUCGCCCCUCCCCGCGCAUCGCUGCUGCCUAUGACGGUGUCUGUGUGCAGUUGAACGUGAUCACGGUGAAAGACCUUGUAGGACCCUCUGAGGACUUCGCCACGCCCAUCCACCUCGAGAGUGACGCUAACGAGGAGGCGUGGACCAAGUGUAAUGAUCACGUGGAAAUUCCCCGGGACAUGUUUACUGACGAGCGGUGCAGUGACAGGAAGGCAGUGAUCGCCAGCUUCAUAUACACGACUCUCCAUAAGAUACAGGGACACCCGCUGCCUGUUACUGCAGGCAAACUGAAUCCCAAGGUGGAGAACUUCAUAGACUCAAAAGUGGCAAGCUUCCGCGUCGCCGUGACUCCCGUAAUGCGCGCCUCUGGUAAGGUGGACCCUGCUAUGCCGCCCUGCAACCCAAACCCGCUGAAGUCCAAGCUGAAGUCGAACUUUCACCACUUGUCCACAAUGCAAACCUCGAGACGCCACCUGCUCUUCCACGGCAACCUGACCACGAGCAAGCUGGAGGCGCGGCGGUGCGCGUGGUACAACCCGAAGACUGGCCAGCACGGGCAGUGGGAAGGGGAACAGUGUCGCGUGUGGCAGAGCUUCGAGGGCGGCACAAAGUGUAUGUGUCGCAAGCAGGGCAUGUACGCCGUGGUGGCUGAGAUGGUGGAGCCGAUGGUGGUGCCUGAGAAGCCAGAGUGGCUGGUGGUGGUGCGCUACGUGCUGUACGGCCUGUCCGCGGCCUGCCUGCUCUUCUUCAUUUUCGUGGUGGCCUUUGCUGGAGACUUAAAGGAGCAGUUCCACCUGAUGGGGCUGUGCCUGGCGGCGUACCUGCUGGCGGGGAGCAUCUUCAUGGUGGUGAGUGACGCGGAGGAGGUUAGGACAGACCGCCACGCCUGCACGGCCAUCGGCACACUCCUGCACUUCUGCUACCUGGCAGCGGGAGCGUGGAUGGCCAUGAUAGGGCACGCCUCCUUCAGGUGUGUCACGUCAGGCAUCGUGGGCGGCAGAAUGAAGCAGUAUGGCUACUUGUCAGCCGGGAUGCCGCUCGUGUCCGUGGGAUGUACCUACACUUUCUUCCUCUACGACCUUGGCAACGACCCCCGCUGCUUCAUAUCGUGGUAUGACUCGCCCAAGGAGGUCUUCUUUGCUCCUCAGAUAAUAUUCUGCUGGGUGGCUCUCUUCUGUGCCCUAGUGAUCUUCUUCAACCUUCACACGGCGGCCUUCAGGAACAAGCCCAGCAUGGAGGACUACCGCUCGUUCAGCCUGGGCGCCUCGCUGCUCAUCGUGUACUUCAGCCUCACGUGGACCCUCGCCGUGGUCACCUACAUCGACUUCGAGCUGGACGUUGACUUCUACCCUGUGUUCCAGAUCCUCAACGGCCUCAGCGGCGUGAUGCUGCUCGUGUGUUUGGGCGCCUGUUCCUCCCGCUUCAGGAUGGUGCUGGCUGGGCAGGCUAAGCUCAAGCUUCGCAACUCCUCGAAUCGCUCGGAUGGUGGUGGCGGUGACGGAGGGCGAGACACUGGUGUGCUGAUCCCACCGCCUGCUGCUUCACCGCGCCGCUUCGCCCCUUCUCCCCGCCGAGUCGCCCCGUCACCCAUUCCUUCUACCGCACCCACUUCCCUCUCUCCUUUGCCGAGUCGCCCGCCUUCCUCCAACACUCUCGAGGUUCCGGGAGUCCGGCCCAGGAGCACCGCCUCGCUGAUUUAGACAGUCACCAGCCCUGUGUCUCCCUCCCCUCGCUGUGCAGUGGUCGCAGAAAGAGUGGCGAGUACCCAGCAACAUUCACUACUGGAGAAGAAGAGGCAGAAGUAAGAGAGGUGGCGGGAUGCGUUAAGGAGAAAAAAAAAAAAAAUUUGAGACGCUUCGCUCUCUCACCAAUGAUGAGUUGCCGGGUUCUCAAGAGUGAUUUUCCUGCUAAUAAUCUCAAAAUCUGUCACCGUAGAAAAAAAAAAAAUAAAAAUAAAAAAAUAAGCGUCACUUCAACUAGAGCCUUUGGAAUGUAGUGGAGGUGCGGCGAGGAAGUGUUUCAAAAUAUGAGCCAAAAAAAAAGAAAGAGAUAGAUGUCGAGAGAAUGAAGACAGCCUGGAAACAUCGUCAUGGUGUUGUAAUCGUGCCCUGAGUCUUUUGGUGAGGGUUCGAUCCCCUGUAUAAGAGAAAGGGGAGACAAUUUUCAUACACAAGAACUGCAGACUAAGGAGAAAAAAAAAAAAUUCAGGAAAGAAAAAGGAAAAAGGAAAAAGAAAAGACAUAUCACUUGGCUCUCCUCCCCCCUCGCAAAAAAAGAAAGAGGAAAAAAAUUGCAAGGAAAGAACCCUAGUAAUUGCAAUAAUAAACCAAGCUGAGUAGAUUUAUUAUCAGUCAAAUAUAUAAGUUAAAAUUUCUCGUGUGCUUUUUUAGGGCGAGGUGAUAUAUUAAUAAGCACCGUAUACCUUCAUUCUUGAGACUUUCGACCACGUAUAUGGGCUCUUGUCACGUGCUACUAACCAUCACUAAACUCAGCUUAGUCUCAGUUAGGCCAAAAUAUCACUGUACAUUUACGCCAGCAGUCUGUUAUGUUCCACCUUCUGUACUCAUCACACGAACGGAUAUAAAAGGUAUGGCUAUAGUGAAAAGUUACUCUACUAAUUAUAUCUCGCAGUUUUGGCGAUUACAGGUUGCAUUAUCGUACGCUGGCAGCCUUUCUAUUAUCUCUAUUCGAAACCGUAUAAGUAGUCAUUAUUUAUUACUUGUAGCUCCUUAUUAUAUAUUAUUCAAAAUCUAGAAAUUGACUAUAUUUAUGGAUAUUCACCACUGCUGACGAUAUACUGGGUUAAUAGUAAUAAUAAGCAUUCAAAUAUCGUACCUCAUGGAUGGGGUCGAACGAUUGUGUUGCUAGAGUACGAUGAUGCAACCUUCACACCCCAAGACCACGACAAAGAGUACUUCUGUCAUCUGCGUAUACAUUCACGUUAGGUACGCUAUAAAAUAACAAUCUGAUGCUCAUUUGCACGUUGUGAGAGACGUUCAUGUAAAUUAACGAGCAUAAUAAUACGUGUGUGAUUUGCAGAAGACACGGAGUGGUGUGUAACGUAAUCUAAGCAACAUGAAUUAGCGGAAGCUGAACAAGUACUAUCAUACGAAAAAAAAAAAAAACAAGUAUCGAAUCUUAAAGGUGAAUGACUAAGUCCACAUUAGUAAACAAACAAUGCCUCGUAGAAGAAUGUAUUGUGAUGUAUUAAAAAUUAUUGAUAAACACGUAGUGGUGAUUGUUCCUUGGAAAUUGGAGGAAGAAGGAUGUGUUGAUUAUAUAAUAGUCAAGGUACAAAUUUCCCACCAGUCUAAUGGAAAUCUUGAACCAAUAGUCAAGCAUCGCGCAGCCGCAGAGCUUCUCUCCCGCUCCUCCAAGGACAAGGCACUGAUGGAUCAAAGGUUCCUUUUUAGACGGGUGGGAAAUUGUCGAAGGCCGUGUUCAUUCUAUCGGGGAGUGCACGACUGGCAAACACUGUUAUCAUAUCCCAUUCCAAUACACAGGCUGGAAAGGAUGAGCGGCAGGCAUGGAGGUGACAUCAUAAGCAAGGAAACGAAGGGUAAACAUGAACGAGCAGCUGCCCGUGAGUGAGCUUGAGCGAAACUGUCUCAUCUGGUAGGUGGUGCGAAACACUAAAGGUUUCCCACACAAGGUUAUGUUUUCUUCUUCACUGUGCUGGGCAUGGUGAAACACCUCGCACCUCGCAGUCCACUUACUGUUUACUGAACGACCUUGACUGCCCGACGGAACCACUUCUCGAGCGGUGCGGACCAAGGUUCACACCGAGCCAGGCGACAGAUGGGGUAGAGGAGCAGCAGCAUCAGCAAGACUUGCCGGUCGACGGAGCGAAUGUAAGAAGUGUGCCAACUGUCCCCGGUUUCCCCCACGUUGUCAUGGCGCAAGUGAUUGACCUCGCGCCACUUAUCAGGCAGCUUCUCUUGAUGUGUUCUCUGAGACGCCUCAGAACACUGCAACAGAAUGAGUUCCCGAUGAACAAUGCCGCGAAUGUCAAAGAAAAUGGAGUGAGGUCAACCCUCAUCCCUUUGUCUCCACACGCCUGCCCUGGCAGUGACCUGAGCCGGCAGGCCCAGUAAUCACGCUACUCGGCAGUCCUUGUCCGCCUGGCCUCUGUGGCGGACAUGUGACUCCUGGCAGUUCAUCAUAUUAUUAUUGUACAGUUUUAUUAUAUCAAUAUACGGCAACUGAUUUCU
Scylla paramamosain (green mud crab) is the source of this 8241-nucleotide messenger RNA. RefSeq lists its product as uncharacterized. The record is from RefSeq and is a predicted model, not a curated record. The transcript has 23 exons. NCBI's taxonomy places the organism in Eukaryota, Metazoa, Arthropoda, Malacostraca, Decapoda, Portunidae. The coding region runs from base 2800 to 5730 and encodes 976 amino acids. Gene Ontology annotation, biological process: adenylate cyclase-activating G protein-coupled receptor signaling pathway; cell surface receptor signaling pathway. Gene Ontology annotation, molecular function: G protein-coupled receptor activity. Gene Ontology annotation, cellular component: plasma membrane.